Molecule: messenger RNA, 2393 nt
Organism: Pogonomyrmex barbatus (red harvester ant)
Lineage: Eukaryota; Metazoa; Arthropoda; Insecta; Hymenoptera; Formicidae
Product: protein mab-21
Source: RefSeq, a predicted model, not a curated record
GCGCAGUCGGCAAUCUGCUCCUGCACGGAGACGCUCGCGAUACCUCUUCCUCCCGCUUCGUUGGUGUCUCCGACGCGCGGUGCGUCCCGGUGAACACCAGGUGGAUUUUUUAAAACAACGAAGCAACGAGAUCCAAAUUUCCCAAUUAAUGAGCGACGAACCUCGCGCCUUCUCACAAUCCCACGAUAAGCCGCGCAAAGCAACUCGAUGAUAAGGGCGAAGCAGAGGAAGACCUGGAUGUGAAGAUACAAGAAUGUAAUGAUCCGGAGAAGCUGAAGACCAUUAUUAUAACCAUCCGUGGACCACGGGCGGUGCACAAUGCUGGUACCGCCUGAUAUGAUUUCAUCCCACUCCAGGAUGGUGUAUCAGUUCAACAAGUAUUUCGGCGAACGGGUGAUGAGUAGGAAGAGUCAGGUGGCGAAGACCAUCCAGGAGGUGUGCCGAGUCGUGCAGGACGUUUUAAAGGAGGUGGAGGUGCAGGAGCCCAGAUUUAUCUCGUCCUUGACAGAUUACAACGGCCGGUUCGACGGCCUCGACGUCAUCUCGCCGACGGAGUUCGAGAUCGUCAUUUAUCUGAAUCAGAUGGGCGUGUUGAACUUUGUGGAUGACGGCACCCUGCCGGGCUGCGCCGUGCUGAAGCUCAGCGACGGGCGCAAGAGGUCCAUGUCCCUCUGGGUGGAAUUCAUCACCGCGUCCGGCUACCUGUCAGCCAGAAAGAUACGCUCGAGGUUUCAAACUCUAGUGGCGCAGGCUUGCGACAAGUGCACAUAUCGGGACUCAGUGAAGAUGAUCGCCGACACUACUGAGGUGAAGCUACGGAUACGCGAACGAUAUGUCGUGCAGAUCACACCGGCCUUUAAGUGCGCUGGUCUUUGGCCCAGGUCAGCCUCCCAUUGGCCGAUCGCACAUAUACCUUGGCCGCACCCAAACAUCGUCGCCGAGGUGAAGGCAGAGGGCUUCGAUAUGCUCUCAAAGGAAUGCAUAGGCCUGCAGGGCAAGCAGUCCGCCAUGGAGGGCGACGCUUGGGCGUUGUCAUUUAUCGACGCGGAGAAUCGAUUGUUACAAGGUGCGAGCAGAAAGCGUUGCCUGAGUAUAUUGAAAACUCUCAGGGAUCGGCAUCUCGAUCUACCGGGAAACCCGGUCACCAGUUAUCAUAUGAAGACUUUGUUACUCUACGAGUGUGAGAAGCACCCGCAUGAAGCGGAAUGGGAUGAGGGUUGUUUGGCCGAGCGAAUAAAUGGCAUUUUUCUGCAACUAAUCUCCUGUCUGCAGUGCCGUAGAUGCCCGCAUUAUUUUCUACCGAAUCUCGAUCUCUUCAAGGGGAAAUCGCCAAGCGGUCUGGAGAAUGCCGCGAAGCAGGUGUGGAGACUCACCAGGGAAUUGCUGACGAACAGUCGCGCGCUCGAGAAACUGUAGUGACUGAUCGUCGUAUGAUUUAUGAACUGAUUUUGCAAUCUUGUCAUGUUUCUAUAAUUGCAGCGUUGACGAUUUCGAUGCCCGAUUAAGAUAUGUCUAAUAAUCAUUAGCCGUGCAAGGAAUGUGCGAGAAUCAUCAUGGAUUAGAGAUUAGUGAGAGAAGCUUUCGAGCUUACGAAGAAGAGGCGUUUCUCUUGGUUCUUGCUAUCUUUAACGCACUGCCGAGUCAUCGGGAAAUUCGAUUUACAUUCUCCUGGAUUUUGCAAAUCUGAAGAUAACAUACGUUUUUCCCGAAGAUAUCUAGUGUGUGCCGGAAAUAAUUUCCGCAUGAUUAAUUACGCGUAUAUGUGAUGUUUGGUGAACCUAACACGUGAUUGCUCGCAGACGAUCGAAUUAGUGCCAUAAUUAAUCUCUUCAACGUUAGAGACAAAUUUUUACUGUUGGCGCGAAAUAUAAAACAAAUAUAUUAUAGCCGCAAAAAAUUAUCAUUCAUCGUCAAUUCGUUGCAUAAUGAUGAUUUGCAACGCUGUGCUGAUGCCCGUGAAACCUUUAAUCUGUGGUGCAGAAAUGUUAUUAUGAACAAAACUACUAUUCUUCGCGAUUAACUCUUUAAGAGCUUCAACUUUACAUCCGAUAAGUAUAUUUGAAGAUAAUGAAAACUCUUUCUUAUAGGCUCCUAUAAGAGAGUCUAUGGCACUCUUUACUUUGACGCUUAUGAUCUUCACAAAUCUUUAAAUCUAAGGUUGCAAGCACUGCCAAAUCAACACUUAAAGAGUUGACGCGAAUCAAUUUUCUUAAUGUUUCCUCGUUAUAUCGAUUAAUAGUUCGUUCUAUAGUUUUUGUGAUCGCGACCACAGUUAAGGGUUCAUCGUUUCUUUCUUAUUAAGUCUCUCGCGCGCCUCCCCCCCGCCUAUGUAAAUAAAACUUGAAAGAUAUUUAUUGAACUGUAACGAAAUGUGAAAUAUAAUAUUAUUUAUA